Messenger RNA from Oryzias melastigma (Indian medaka), 1995 nucleotides. RefSeq names its product endonuclease domain-containing 1 protein. Gene Ontology annotation, molecular function: nucleic acid binding; hydrolase activity; metal ion binding. The record is from RefSeq and is a predicted model, not a curated record. The transcript is spliced from 2 exons. NCBI's taxonomy places the organism in Eukaryota, Metazoa, Chordata, Actinopteri, Beloniformes, Adrianichthyidae. The coding region runs from base 918 to 1817 and encodes 299 amino acids.
AUCAUGGGCUAAAUGCUUGUUCUUGAACACUGUAUAGGUCAUGGGCGUUUCACCCAUGACCUAUACACUGGACGAGCAAGGAGGGGCUUCUUCUCUUUCUACUUGUUUUUACUAGCGCAUGGCUGACACCUGCAUUUGAAAGGGGUUUUGUGUGAAAUAUUUCAAACUGGUUUAAAUCAUGAAGUUUGGGAAACUAAAUGCAAACGGUUUGAUUCAGUGUCCUUACAAUGGCGGACAUGGAUUAGUAUUGUGUCAGGAGAGUGGCCUUGGUUCUCUUUACUUGGAAAAAACGUAGACGUUGUUGGGCUCGUCGCCAUGUUCGAGUGCACCACAUAAACCAAAUCCGAGUCCUUUAUUGGUCAAAGUUUAAACCGGUUUAAUGCGUUCUCGUAGAGCCCAAAAACUUGCGUAGCUACUUGUGAGCAUGGGAGUUUUGAAACACGUUUCCAUAGACUUUUCAUCGGAAGUGGAUGCUUGAACUUGCAAAAUGCAGCGUUAGACUUUAACAUGCUUUUAUUUUGACAGGUUUGCCCAUCGUUGUCCAAUCUUCUGCCAAAAAUCAAACGUGAUUUGAUUGUUAGAAGGUCAAGGCUCUGGCGACCUGUCCAAAACACAUCACCAAAAUGAAAGUGUGUCGUGUCAUGGAGGAUAAAUGCAGGAUAAGGAUGAAGCUGAAUGUCCCACACACGUCUACACUACCACAUGUAAGAGUCGUGGACGAGGACAUCGAUAAGGUGAUAACAUUCAGUCAUUUAGAGCUGCUGCUACCAUCCAUACAUCCAUUUGAAUAUAUGGAAAGGACUCCACAGUGGGAGAUUAGGUUCUCUGCAGCACAGAUGAGGCAAGAAGGGAAAUGUUCGGUGAGAUCGAGCUGAGAAGGACUUGCAGGUGUUGCUGAGACCGACUGUAGUGCAGCGAUGGAACCUGGAUCUGUAAGCGGUGCUGCUGCCUUGCUUCUCACCGUCCUGAGCUGUGUGUUCCUGCAGGGCGUCCAGGCAGGCGUGGUGGGGGAUUUCAACCAUGUGGAGCGCUGCAAAGACUCGCUGUUCAUGGGCACCCCGCCACGGGGCUACUUCCCCAACGCCUUCAAGAAGAUCUGCCAGAGGUACGAGGAUCAACCGCGCUACGUCACUCUGUACGACGCACGCCGACACAUCCCCAUCUACUCUGCCUACGUCUUCAAGAAGUCCGAUGGGGAGAAGAAGGUGGACUUCCCAUGGAUGUUUGAACCUCAGUUGGCCUCAGACAAGAGCAGCAGCAACAUGGAGCCCUUCCCUCAGUCCUCAGGAAUGCACAUGAACUUUGAGGACACUCAGGCGGUUCUGGAAGACUACGCCGACGUGGUUCAGUACGAGCGCGGCCAACUGAACCCAGACGAACACCAGGCCGACCCUCUGGACAAAGCCUCCACCUACACCCUGACCAACGUGGUCCCUCAGAUCCGGGAGUUCAACCUGGGCCCCUGGGCCGAACACAAGGACCUCAUACGAAGGCGCCUCAACAACUACUGCCGUGGCAAGGCCUUCGUGGUAACCGGAGUCACCACGUCGGGCCACACCAUCCGCCGCAACAACCUGGAGCGCGUGGCCGUCCCGGAGUACAUGUGGUCGGCAUACUGCUGCACCGAGUUCGACCAGAACGCGCCCUACUUCGUGCGCUACAAGUUCCCCAUGUUUGGGGCCUACGGGCUGAACGAUCGGGUCAACAACCACAUGGUUGAGGUUCCUCUCAAGAACCUGGAGAAGUUCCUCAGAAGCAGGAUGGACGUGGACAAGAACUUCCAGAUUUUUUACAAUGACUGCGCCUCAGAGACCUGAGCCGAAUCCUGAUUUCCGCCGUCCUUCGGUUCCUGGGUGGGUCAGUGCGGCCCGAAGCUUCACUAGAACCUUAAAUAUAUGUCAAAACUUGAUAAUUUAUUUUAAAAAGUGAUAAUAAAAGAAAGCUGAAAGUGGUAUUUGUUUCAAGCUUGGUCGUUAUUUCAAUUCAAUAUUAAAG